This is a messenger RNA of Lynx canadensis (Canada lynx), 3400 nucleotides long. RefSeq names its product cell division cycle associated 2 (gene CDCA2). The record is from RefSeq and is a predicted model, not a curated record. Gene Ontology annotation, cellular component: chromosome; nucleus. Gene Ontology annotation, biological process: regulation of chromosome segregation; regulation of mitotic nuclear division. The transcript has 15 exons. NCBI's taxonomy places the organism in Eukaryota, Metazoa, Chordata, Mammalia, Carnivora, Felidae. Bases 211 to 3252 code for a protein of 1013 amino acids.
GGGCGGCGGGUGCGGCCUGGCGGUGGAGAGGGUAGGGAGUGCGCACUUGGGCGUCGGAGUGCUGGCGCCCUGGACAAGUCGGCCCCCGGCGACCCGCUUUGUGGCCGGUAGUUGCUCUCUCGAGCGAACCGUCAAAACCUGCAAGACACUCACCUGCGGUAGAGCGUUUCAUAUAAACCCAUUGGGAGAGCCGAUCUGCGGGAGUGAGAGAUGGAUACCAACUCAAAAGACAGCGAGCCUCUUGAAAUCAACGAGUCUGCUAUUCCUGGUGCUGAAAGUACCUCUUUAAUUUUGGGAAAUGGGAAGCUUGUAACUCCUCACAAGCAUGCGCCUGAAGGGACUCCUAAUGGUUGCACACCAGAUACUUUUAAGUCACCCUUGGACUUUUCCACAGUAACAGUAGAGCAACUGGGAAUUACACCUGAAAGCUUUGUAAAGAACUCUUCAGGAAACUCACCAUCCUCCCUGAAAAAAUCGAGACGACGCUCUACGAUUGGUGCUCGGGGCUCCCCUGAAACAAACCAUCUUAUUCGUUUCAUUGCUCAGCAGCGGAAUUUAAAGAACGUGGAGAAAUCUUUGACACAGAAUUCCCCUUUUCUGGGCAGUCCUGUACUGCGUCGAAAUGUUAAUUCUUUAAGAGAGCGAAUGUCCGCCUUCCAGUCAGCUUUUCACUGCAUAAAGGAGAAUGAAAAAAUGACUGACUUUCCCGAAGUCUCAGAGGCAGAAGGAGAAGUCACGACAACAGGCUUGACCAAAAAGGAAAGGCUUGGGCAGUGUCCACAGUUUGAGUUCUCUGCAGAUUUAUCUUCCAAACGUCGAAGGAUAUCCUCUCAGAGCAACUCUGAUGAAAAUCUCCCUGACGCAGUUGAUCUCCAGAUAUCCCGUAGAGCCCCUUCUCCUAAUACAGGCACAAUGUGUGCUGUUGAAACUUCUCCUGCAGAUUUUUCUGAGAAAUCUUUUGAAUCUGGUUUAACGCAGUCUGGAUAUUUGGUUGAAGAGUCUGUUUCACUUUCAGAUCUCACAGAAGCUUCAAGUGGAGUCAAGGUUGCUGAGUGUGUAGAGGGCGAAAGAUCAAGUGUUGCUGUUUCCCUUGACAACUUGACGGAAGUGAGCACAGACACCACUCCUGAAGGCAGGUCACUGGUCACUCCACUCUGCAAGAGGGACGUUGCAUCCUCUGAGACCUUCGUACUUCGUUCGGUGCUAAAGAAACCCUCUGUUAACCUGUUUCUAGAAAGCCUGCAGGAACACUGUGACAAUCUCUGUGAUGACGGGACUCAUCCGAGCUUAAUCUCAAAUCUUGCAAACUAUUGCAAAGAACAAACAACGGAAGGUCAAGAAAAUUGUAAAGUGCCAGCGUUUCUAAAUGUCAGGAAGAGGAAGAGAGUUACUUUUGGAGAGGAUCUAAGCCCUGAGGUGUUUGAUGAGUCUUUGCCAGCAAAUACUCCGUUGCGUAAAGGAGGAACACCUGUUCGCAAAAAGGAUUUGAGUAAUGUCAGUCCCCUGCCACUCGAGCAAUCACCAGUUCCUGCACAGUUAUCACAACCAGAUUUUGAUGACAAGGGGGAGAAUCUUGAAAACAUAGAACCUCUUCAGGUGUCAUUUGCCGUUCUGAGUCCUCUCAAUAAGUCUUCAAUCUCUGAGACUCUUUCAGGCAUUGAUACCUUUAGUUCUUCAAAUAACCAUGAGAAAACAGCCUCCCAUAAAGUUGGUAGAAUCACACGGGCCUCUAACCGAAGAAGUCAAUUGAUCACUUUUGCAGAAGAGGAGGUUUGCAACUUACUUCAUACAGAAGCUCAGCCCUGUAAAGAAAAGAAAAUUAAUAGGAGGAAAUCUCAGGAAAGCAAGCACACAGAAAGAGUGCGUCCUAAAAAGAACCAAGCUUUAAAAAGUUGCAGAAAGAAGAAAGCAAAGGGAAAGAAAAAUAUUCAAAAAUCUUUAUACGGGGAAAGAGACAUCGCUUCCAAGAAGCCGCUCCUAAGUCCUAUUCCCGAGCUGCCUGAGGUCUCGGAGAUGACGCCUUCCGCCCCAGGCGCCGGAACGAUGCGUUCAGAUGAUUUCGACUCCAGUGGUGAACUUCAAGAAGCAAAGCUUCCUCAAAGGAAGCCUCAGAAGCCAGAUUUGCAGAUGAGUCAAGGUUUUAAUAAGUACGAUCUGUCUGCACUCUGCAGCUCUCACACCAAACGUUCCUCGCCGCUUAUUAACGCUACUUUAGAGCAAGAUUUAGAUAUAAAUACCGUAGAAGCUAGUAAACAUAAAACUCUUCCAAGAGCGGAAAUUAAGUCAGAAAGUGAAAAUGACCUGAAAGCUGGCUCUGAGAAUGAGAGCAGUCGUGUUUCCUGUGAUUCUGUGACCGCAAAGGUCCCGGCAUCCGAUGAUGCGGGAUCCAGUAUUAUCCUGCCGUCCCGGGAAUUGGCUGCCGCUGGCCAAAAUGUGGAAAACCUUUUUCAGAUCUUUAAAAUUUCAGAAGAUAUGAACAUAAAGUAUGAAAAGCAGGAUGACUCUGUUAUAGCUCCAGAAGGGAAACCGCCGACCACACGUGUAAUGUCUGGCUUACAAAAAGACAUCUUCCUUGACAAUAUGAAAGAAAGUACAAAUCCGAGCGAGGGUUCGGGAAGCAGCUGCACAGAGAGUGAAAGCACUGGUACGAACGGGGGAGGAAAGAAGCAUAGAAGACGUUCUAUGUGUUACUCUGGCGGCCAGAGUUUCGAUUCGGAAAAAAACGGAAAUCCCAAACCUCCCUACCUGGUGAGCAGCCCUGUAGAAAUUGGUUUAGAAAAUUCUGAACUCUAUAAAGAUUUAUCUGACUCCAUAGAGCAGACCUUUCAGAGAACGAGUAGGGAAACAAAAGUAAGACGGAGCACCAGGCUGCAGAAGGAUCUGGAAGAGGAAGGGCUCGUCUGGAUCUCACUUCCAUUUCCUUCCGCUUCCUGCACUUCCCAAAGAAUGAAAAGGAGAACAAUAUGCACAGUGGACAGCAGAGGCCUUGAAAGCGUGGCCCUCUGUAAAGACCCCAGGUCUUCUGGACACACCCCGAGCGCGGCACCCCCCGUGUCGGGUAAAGACAGGGAGGGCUUGGCCGCCAGUGCGGCCAGUUUACCUGGGAGGAGGAGGAAGAGCUUGUGGACGUCCGCACCCGUGAACGCAAAAGGUCCCUUUCUGGCAAAAUGCUGCAAGAGAAGAAGCUCUCUCCCCCAGAGCGGAGAGAGCUCUCUAAGGGACGUCCAAGGAGUCGGGCACGUCGGGAACUAAAGCGGUAACUGGCAUUUCCUGAAGAACGUUCGGGGCCGCAGAGAAGGUAAACCCCCCCCACCCCAUGCUCAGAACAUUUCUUUCACCCCGCCUCUCCUCCCCUGUUCAAAGUUUCAAAUAAAAUCAUUUGACGUGAACCUCUCUGUAA